Macrobrachium nipponense is the source of this 455-nucleotide messenger RNA. RefSeq lists its product as uncharacterized. The coding region runs from base 90 to 455 and encodes 121 amino acids. Lineage: Eukaryota; Metazoa; Arthropoda; Malacostraca; Decapoda; Palaemonidae. The record is from RefSeq and is a predicted model, not a curated record. The transcript is spliced from 2 exons.
AUUUGAAUCAUCAACCAUGUUCUGGAGAUAUCAGUUUUGAUAUAAAAAAUGAAGAGGAUUUUGAAGAUAUUUAUAAAGCUGAUGAUGUUAUGGAAGAAAUAUGGAAAACUAAAACCACUACCUUCGCCGAAAGGAAUGCUGUUAUGAUGAUGAAACAAGAAAUGAUGAUAAAACAAGAAAGGCCGGAUACUAGUAAUGUUGAUAAUUUGAAUCGACAACAAGAAGCAGCGGCAGUAAUGGAAACCACCACUGACGCCACCGUUUGUGAUAUGGAUGGACGGGAAGAGGAAAAUGGAGAAACUAUUUUGAAUCGACAACAAGAAGCAGCGGCAGUAAUGGAAACCACCACUGACGCCACCGUUUGUGAUAUGGAUGGACGGGAAGAGGAAAAUGGAGAAACUAUUUUGAAUCGACAACAAGAAGCAGCGGCAGUAAUAAAUGGGAAACCACACUGA